Aspergillus wentii DTO 134E9 is the source of this 8679-nucleotide messenger RNA. RefSeq lists its product as uncharacterized. The record is from RefSeq and is a predicted model, not a curated record. The transcript is spliced from 9 exons. NCBI's taxonomy places the organism in Eukaryota, Fungi, Ascomycota, Eurotiomycetes, Eurotiales, Aspergillaceae. Gene Ontology annotation, biological process: secondary metabolite biosynthetic process; fatty acid biosynthetic process. Gene Ontology annotation, molecular function: oxidoreductase activity; fatty acid synthase activity. The coding region runs from base 1 to 8679 and encodes 2892 amino acids.
AUGCUUUCAACUCUAGACCAGCGACUUGCUGGUGCAACCCGUGAAGAUAUCCAGUCGAUCCUGAACACCGGAGUCAAUGGGUCGACCUCCAACACAACACCAGAGCAGGUUACGAAUGAUGACUCCAAUCGUAAGUCAGUCCCCUUCCCGGUCGCAAUUGUCGGUAUGGGUAUGAGAUUACCAGGAGGCGUCAAUUGUGGUGAACAAUUCUGGGAUUUUCUCGUCUCCAAAAAAGACGGUUUGUGUAAAGUCCCGGAAUCUCGAUAUAAUGUCGAUGCGUUUUACAAUGAGCAUAAUCCUGGAGCAGUCCGAACACAAAAUGGCUACUUUCUCGAGCAAGACAUUGGCUGUGUUGAUGCACCUUUCUUUUCCAUGAGCAAGGUGGAAGCAGCAAAACUGGAUCCACAGCAGAGGCUUCUGCUAGAAGUGAUCUGGGAGUGCAUGGAAAAUGGUGGCCAAGCAAACUGGCAAGGCAACGAUAUUGGUUGUUAUGUCGGCGUGUUUGGCGAAGACUGGCUUGACCUGAUGAGCAAAGACUUGGAGCGCCAUGAUAGAUACCAUGCAAUGGCAACGGGCGAUUUCGCCAUUGCCAACCGCAUAUCAUAUGAGUUUGAUCUUCAUGGUCCUAGUAUGACCCUUCGUACAGGUUGCUCAUCCUCCCUGGUUGGACUUCACGAAGCAUGCCAGGCCUUAUACUCUGGCGAAUGCUCUUCAGCCCUGGUAGCCGGAACAAAUCUCAUAAUCACCCCAACCAUGACGACGGCCAUGUCAGAAAACAUGGUCCUUUCGCCAAGUGGUAUUUGUCGAACAUUUGACGCCGCUGCAGACGGCUAUGGACGAGGAGAGGCCGUAAAUGCGAUAUUUAUCAAGCCACUCGACGCUGCGUUGAGAGACGGAGAUCCAGUCCGAGCGGUAAUUAGGUCCACUGCAGUCAACUGUGACGGUAAAACUCCAAGUAUCACAACUCCUGGCUCAAAGGCCCAGGAGAGCCUAAUUCGACGGGCAUACCAAAAGGCAUGCAUUGAUAAUGUUCUGGAAACCGGCUUCUUCGAGUGUCAUGGCACAGGCACCAUCGUCGGCGAUACAUCCGAAACAUCAGUGGUCGCCAACAUUUUUAGGGAAAAGGGUAUCUAUAUGGGAGCUGUAAAACCGAAUGUUGGACAUUCUGAAGGAGCAUCAGGCAUCACCAGUGUCAUCAAAGCAGUCCUGGCUCUUGAAAAGCGGACGAUUCCCCCAAAUGUCCAUUUCACAAAACCAAAUCCUAAUAUCCCAUUCAACGAGGCACAAUUGACCGUUCCCGUGGAAGCAACACCGUGGCCAAGUGAUCGUCGUGAGCGCAUCAGUGUCAAUUCCUUUGGAAUCGGAGGAACAAAUGCUCAUCUUAUUCUUGAUUCUGCGGCGUCAUUCUGCCCUCCAACCCCCCAGCAAAAUGAACUGCCGGAAGGGAAGCCACACCUUCUGGUUCUUUCCGCAAAAAGUGCUGCCUCACUAGAGAGCAAUAUCGAAGGCUUGAAGGGGUAUCUUGAAAACAAGCCAGCAUUAAAUGAUCUUUCCUAUACACUUGCCACGAGAAGGGAGCACUUACCACACAGAGCGUUUACAACGGUAGAUGCAGAUGGAAGUCUCUCGCCGUUUGUCACAUCUCGCACUUCUCCUUCUAGUAUCGCCUUUGUGUUCACCGGGCAAGGAGCGCAGUGGCCUGGCAUGGGCAGAGAAUUGAUCCUGAAAGUUCCAGAAUUCAAACAAGAUAUUGAAUCAAUGGAUAGGGUGUUGCAGGGAUUGGAAAAUCCACCCAGCUGGACUAUCGAAGAGGAACUCCUAAAAGAGGAGAGUCAAAGUCGUGUCCGUGAGCCGGAGCUGGCACAACCUCUCUGCACCGCUAUCCAGAUUGCCUUGGUCAACCUGCUCCGGACAUGGGGCAUCGUUCCAGAAUCAGUGGUCGGCCAUUCGAGUGGAGAGAUUGCCGCAGCAUAUGCAUCAGGAGCCAUUCCAGCAGACUUUGCCAUGAUCAACUCAUAUUUCCGGGGUCAAGCCACGGCAGCCCUUCCUGCUGGCCUCUCGGGUGCAAUGGCAGCUGUUGGACUGGGCUCGGAAGAUGUUAAACGCUUUCUGAAAGAAGGCGUGACGGUUGCUUGUGUAAACAGUCCUCAAAGUGUCACAAUAUCUGGCGACGAACAGGCUGUGCAGGAAAUCGUCGAUCAGAUCAAAGCAGAUGAUGAGGACAUCUUCUGCAGGCGGCUGGCAGUUAACGUUGCUUAUCAUUCACACCACAUGGCAGAACCAGCGCAGUCAUAUCAAACGCUUCUUGACCCCUAUAUGAAGCACAACCAGUCAAUGAUACCCUUUUAUUCAACCGCCACCGGGCAGACAAUCCGUGACCCUUCCCAUCUCAGCAGCUCAUAUUGGAGGCAGAACCUCGAGUCUCCGGUGUUGUUCGAUGGUGGAGCCCAGAGAAUUAUCGAUGACAACUACCUCCCCACUUUGUUCCUCGAGAUAGGCCCUCAUUCCACUCUUUCCGGGCCUCUACGCCAAAUAUUUAGCGGCAAAAAUCAAGAGGGAAACUCCGAACCUCUAUACGUCCCUACACUGAUCAGGAAAGAGGACCAAUACCAGAGUCUGCUUGCUACAGCUGGUAGGCUUCAUGGCUUUGGCGCUUUGCCCAAGCUCAGUGCUGUAAUUCCGGAUGGAAAAGUGCUAACGGAUCUCCCACCAUAUGCAUGGCAGCAUGAAGAACGAUAUUGGGAUGAGCCUCGUGUAGCUCAUGACUGGAGAGUCCGUCAAGCAUCGCAUCAUGAGCUUCUUGGUGCACGAUCCCCACAAUCAAGUGAUAUUGAACCCUCCUGGAGAAAUCUACUCCAGGUUGAGCAUGUUCCAUGGCUCAUGCACCAUCGGAUCAACAACGACAUCGUGUUCCCAUGUGCUGGGUACCUUGCAAUGGCUGGUGAAGCAAUUCGCCAAAUCACAGGGUCCAGUGACUACUCAGUAAGAAAUCUUUUCAUGAGAAUGGCACUCGUUAUUGGAGAAUCGGACAAUGUCGAGAUUGUCACCAGUUUGAGACCAGCAAAGUUAGCCGACAAUAUCGACUCGGCCUGGUAUGAUUUUACAAUAAGUGCUCAACAAGGCAGCUCUUGGAGGAAGCACGUUAUCGGUCAGGUCAGGGCAGGCCCAGACAAAAAAUAUGAUUUGCAUCCGGCACAGCAAUACUCAAGAACGGUUGAUGCCAGAAAAUGGUAUACAGCACUGGGGAAGCGUGGGUUGGAGUAUGGACCAGAAUUCCAAGGGCUACAAGAAAUUUCAGCAAGUCCAACAGAGAACCGUGCUGCCGCCACAAUGCAGGAUCGACAAGAGCUCCAGGCAUCUUCUACAUAUGCAAUUCACCCAGUUUGCAUCGACCAAUCCCUGCAGCUUCUUAGCGUAGCAGCGACCCAAGGUAUCGCGCGGCGGAUGACUCAGUUGUGCAUACCCAUUGCCAUUGACGCGGUUUAUAUCAAAUCAAGCCAAGGGCCUAUGUCUCUUGAUGUUCUUUGUCAGAUGAUAAGCGGUAACAUGUCGGGCAAUGCCACUCUAACAUCCGACAGCGAAGUUGUUCUUUCCAUCGAAAAGGGCUUUUUCUUCCGUGUCUCAGAUGAUUUGAUCAAUGGUGCCGGGGCCCCUCUGCUUUCAACUCUGGACUGGAAACCAAAUAUCGACUUUGUUGCGCCAGAGGACCAACUUCUUCCAAUUCCUUCGGGUCAAUAUGAUGGUCGUCGCACGGCACUUCAAACGGGUCUCAUUAUCAUUGAGACAUUCCACCUUAUCAAAUCGAUAAGUCCGGUUUCUGAGCACCUGCAAAAGUAUAAAGACUGGAUUGGGGCCCAAUACGACAAGAUUGUGAACGAGUCGCCAGAGUUGACGCCCGAGAUGAGAUCCGCCAAAGAGUACCUCGACUCCCCUGAUCGGAUGGUGAUCGCGAGAGGCCUUUUCGACAAAUCGCCAGACACACAUCCAUUGGUUUUUCAUGCCAACAUUGUUGCGGAGAGAGUUCUUGAUUCCAUUCAGGAUAUCCUUGAAGGCCGGUCACAGCCGCUUGAGAUUCUCAUGGCCGAUGAAAACCUCAGUGGGAUUUAUGAGCAAAUCGCUCUCCUAUCCGACUGGGAUUCAUUCUUGUCACUUCUCAGUCACUCCAACCCAUCACUCAGGGUUCUAGAGAUCGGAGCUGGAACUGGUGGUGCUACCUCUCUGGCAUUAAAGCCUCUUCUGGACUGCAAGGCGGGCCGCAGGUUCUCCAAAUACACAUUCACGGAUAUAUCGCCAGGCUUCAUCCCGGAAGCCAAGGAGAAAUUCAAGAACUAUCCCGGAUUAGAAUACAGUGUUCUCGAUAUCAGCAAAGACCCAACUGAACAGGGGUUUGAGCCAAACAGUUAUGACUUGGUCAUUGCAGCCAAUGUCUUCCACGCGACACCGAGUCUCUCACAGACUCUGUCCCAUGUUCGAAAGCUUCUUGUACCUAACGGUAGGCUUCUGCUCCAAGAGCUAUGUCCUGGAGUCCCCUUCAUAGACUUUAUCAUGGGAAUUCUUCCCGGCUGGUGGCUUGGAGAAGCUGAUGGCCGCAAAGACAAGCCUUACGUCUCUCCGGAAAGGUGGAACGAUGAGUUGAUAAACGCUGGCUUUACGGGCACUGAUAUUGUGCGGUACGACAACGACGUGCCCUAUAACUCCAACGCCACUAUGCUCUCCACGGCUGCGGCACCUCGGGACCCUAGCAAGGGAAAUGUAGCCUUCCUUUAUCACACAGGCAUCAAGGAGUGGACUCGCUCGCUAGAAAAAGCAUUUCUUGACGACGGCUACACCGUUGAAUGGUUUACUUUACAGCAGCCCCCUCCAUCAAGGAGUAAUAUCAUCUGUCUCAUGGAUUUAGCAGGUCCCUUUUUGGAUGAUAUAUCGGGCGAAGACUUUAAAGCCUUCAAGGGCUGGCUGUCAACCACCGAUGACUCGCGCAUGUUAUGGCUGACAAGACCAAUUCAAAUGCAUUGUGACGACCCUCGUUUUGGUCUGGCCUUGGGAUUUUUCCGCACAGUUCGAGAUGAGACUUCUCAUCUUUAUUCAACGCUCGAAAUUGACUGUUUUGACAUGGCUGCCGUAGCAUCCACAAAGAGAGUGUUCGAGCAUAUUGAAAGGCAAAAGCAAAGCCCUUGGCUAGCUCCAGACAGCGAGUUCUGUCUUUCAGACGGCAUGGUUCACACGGGUCGGUACCAAUGGGCCCCGCUUGAUGGCAGCCAGUUGCGAGGCAAAGACAACUCUUGUUCAUCAAAAGCUUUGGACAUAAAAACCUAUGGGAUCAUUGACUCUCUGCAUUGGGUCGAUACAACGUUACCCACGCUUUCGGAGGACGAAGUAGAGGUGGAUAUCUCUUAUGUUGGACUGAACUUUCGAGAUAUGAUGAUUGCACAUGGCCUCAUUGGGGAUUGCACCGAGCUCGGGUUUGAAGGCAGCGGCGUCGUUAGGAAAGUCGGAUCAGCAGUAUCACAUCUACAAGUGGGCGAUGGGGUCAUGGUCAUGGGUCUAGGUAUCUGCUCAACUCGAAAGGUGCUUCCUGCGCGUGUGUGUAGGAAAAUACCUGAAGGGAUUUCGCUAGAGGAUGCGGCAACUGUUGGAUGCGUAUACGCAACGGUCAUCCACUCGUUGAUCAACCUUGGCAAUCUCCAAAAAGAGGACACGGUUUUGAUACACUCGGCCUGCGGUGGUGUUGGCUUAGCAGCUAUUCAGAUAUGCAAAGUCGUGGGAGCAGAGAUCUUUGCCACAGUUGGUAAUGAAGAGAAGAGGAAGUAUUUGAUCGAAUCAAUGGGAAUCCCAGAAGAUCACAUCUUUGACUCGAGAAGUACAUCCUUUUUGCAAGGAAUACUCAACAAGACUGAUAGCAGAGGUGUUGACAUGGUCUUGAACUCUCUGUCUGGCGAGCUUUUGCAUGCCUCUUGGAAAUGCGUGGCACCGUUUGGCAAGAUGCUGGAACUUGGAAAGCGAGACUUCCUUGGCCAUGGAAAACUGGAUAUGGACAUUUUCCAGGAGAAUCGUGCAUUUUUCGGGAUUGAUCUCCACCACAUGUUCUACCAUGACCCCAAAUCCAUGAGGAGGAUCUAUGCACAGUUCGACGAGAGCUUCAAAGGAAAAGUUAUGCCCAUAAGACCGAUCAACGUGUUUGAUGCUGCUGAUGUAAAGGGGGCCUUUCGGCUGAUGCAAAGUGGCAAGCACAUGGGGAAGAUUGUAAUCAAGAUGCCAGAAGAUCCAGCACUGUUGUCCAUCUCGUCAGCCAGAAUGACUACACAAUUCAGACCCGACGCUUCAUACCUGUUGGUGGGUGGUCUUGGUGGUCUUGGGCGUGCUAUCACUACAUGGAUGGUCGAGAAGGGGGCGAGGAACUUUGUGUUCUUAUCUCGCUCUGGCGGAGAGUCUCCUAAUGCAAAGAGUUUGGUCAAGGAUCUCACACAGCAAGGUUGUCAGGUUACGGUUGUUGUGGGAAGUGUAGCCAAGUUCGAAGACGUGCAGAGAGCAAUUUCUGCAAGCAGCCAGCCACUUGCCGGAGUCCUUCAACUAUCAAUGGUUCUCAAGGAUAUUUCCUUUUCAAAGAUGGCACAUGAAGACUGGACGGAGGCGCUGGCGCCCAAGGUACAAGGGUCGUGGAAUCUUCACCAUGCACUCGGGGAAGCUAAAUUGGACUUCUUUGUCCUCUUUAGCUCUGUAAAUGGCAUUAUGGGUAACGCUGGUCAGGCAAACUAUGCUGCAGCAAAUACCUUUUUGGAUGCUUUCACCAAGUACCGGAAUGGAAAGGGGCUUGCAGCGAGCGUUAUUGAUGUUGGGGUCAUGGAGGAUAUUGGAUUCGUCAGCGAGAGCUCCCCGCAGACUUUGGAAAGAGCUAGGAGAAUCAAUCUUCACACCGUAACAGAAUCCGAACUGUUCCUGACCCUGGAGGUCGCAAUUUUCGCCCCGCGGGUGAAUGGACCAACGCAGAUGUCGAUUGGUCUUGGGACAACCAAACCUGUUACAGACCUUGAUGCUCACGGCAUGUGGUCGAAGGAUGCUCGGACUGGCUUUUGGAAAAAUGUUCUGACACUUGGAGAAAACCAUACGGACUCAGAAGGCUCGAGGCUUCGCGAAUUUAUGUCCUCGAUUGAACGCAACCCCGAGCUUCUGAAUGACCCCGAGACCGAAAAACGAAUUACUCGAGAAAUCGGACUCAAGAUAGCAUCACAGAUGUCCUCGCCGGACGAUAUGACGGACGAGGAGCUGGCUAUGAUCAAGAUCGACUCUUUGAUGACCAUCGAGAUUCGAAGCUGGUUCCGUCGACACGUAGGCAUCGAGGUCUCGCUGGGCGAUAUUGCAAACUCGGAGACAGUGGGUGGUUUAGGUAAACUCACCAUCAAAACCCUUCGUGAGAAACACACGUCCGGUAAGGGCUUUGAUGCCGACCUAACUGCACCUCCGACUGAAGAGGAUGAGCUCAAGCUCUUCCUGGAAGACAUGGAGCUUGGGAAAAGCAUUCACCCAAUUCCCACUCCGGCUCUAGAUUGGCGUUCGGCAUCUGAAGGAAGAGUCUUUUUGACAGGAGCUACCGGGUUUGUCGGAUCCUAUUUGCUUGUAAUGCUGGGCAAGCUGCCAUCUGUCAAAGAGAUUGCUUGUCUAGUGAGAGCCGAAGAUGUUACAAGUGGCAUGUCUCGGCUCAAACAGUCUGUCGGCCAGCAUGGUGUGGUCAUGGAUUUUGAAUCAAAGGUGACUGUUCUUCCGGGAGACUUGAGUGACGCAACAUUUGGCCUCGGACAGGAGCGUUUUGAUCAGCUUGCAGAAUGGGCAAGCGUGGUAUUCCAUUUCGGGUCGAUGGUCAACUAUAUUCUUCCCUAUUCGGAUCACCGACGACCUAACGUCCUCGGACUGACGCAUAUCUUGAAUUUUGCGAACACGAAGCGCCUGAAGCCAGUCCAUUACUGCUCCAGUAUCAAUGUCUGGGGUCCGUCAGGGCUUCUGGCCGGAAUGAAGAUACCAGAAAAUGAGCAGCCACCUCUGGAUAUGGCUUAUAUCAAGCAACAUGUCGGACAUACCCAAAGCAAGUUUGUCGCAGAAACAGUUGCUUGGAACGCCAUUUCAAACGGAUUUCCCGUGUCUAUCUAUCGAGCUGGUGUUGUUACCGGACACAGUGCCACCGGAAUCGGCAAUCCAAAGGACCUCUUCGCUCGAAUGAUGUCCAACUGCAUUCGCAUGGGAUUCUAUGCUGACCCUCCUGCGCAGCGUGUCCAGUCUGUCCCUAUCGACUUUGUCUGCUCUGCCAUUCUGCGCGUGUCCGAGUCCAACGAUAACCUCAGACAGGCUUUCAACGUAGUCCAGCCAGAUCAGGACCGGACAAUAAUGGCUAGAGAAUGCUUUCAAACCAUCAGCAGGCUCUGCGAUUCGCCCUUGCGAUGUAUCCCUGCUGCGGAAUGGUUAACCAAGUUCUCGGAAACACAAGGCCACAAUGAAGCCCUUGUGGCUCCUCUCCUUCGCGAGCGUCUCGAUAUUGGGCAGCUGUGGUGGGGGGACCAGGGUGAGACUAUCGCUCGUUAUGACACGGACAACUUGAAAAGGGCGUUGUCAGCGUGGCCGGAGAUUGUCAACUUCAAACCCUUUUCAGAGUGUCUGGAGACGUAUUAUGCCCGAUGGACGAGUGAACAAUAG